Molecule: messenger RNA, 3571 nt
Organism: Maniola jurtina (meadow brown)
Lineage: Eukaryota; Metazoa; Arthropoda; Insecta; Lepidoptera; Nymphalidae
Gene: bora
Product: protein aurora borealis
Exons: 8
Coding region: 47-2074 (675 amino acids)
Biological process (GO): regulation of mitotic nuclear division; activation of protein kinase activity; regulation of mitotic spindle organization
Cellular component (GO): cytoplasm; nucleus
Molecular function (GO): protein kinase binding
Source: RefSeq, a predicted model, not a curated record
CCAAAUCCUAAUGUGAUGAAAUGAAAAAUUUAACGUUAUUUUCGAAAUGAAUGUUAAAAAUGGCAGUCCAAAUUGUAAUACAAAAUCAACGCCUCCGACAAAAGAAAGGGUUCGAAAUCCCUUUGAUAAAGUUUUAAUUGAAAGGUUACACAAACCAAUAUGCAGUCCGGGCAUGUGCAAAAUUUACAAAAAGCAAAAAAAUGGUACGUUUCGAUGGGAUAUAGACCAAGCGUGUACACUGUUGCCAGCUGAUAUCGUUGCGUGCAGUAGCCAGUUUGAACCUUCGCCUGAUCCUGUGUUGGAGAAAAUUGCAGAGGAAGCAAACGAAAAAUUUUUUUCACAAGAAAUGGUUGUACCGAGUCCACUAGAAGUAUCCAAAAAGAUUAAACCACUUCUAUCAUCAUCUACUGAAAGUAGUAGUAGCUUAAUUAUUACCAGUUUAGUAAGUGAAAAAACUGUUGAAGUAAGGGAUUUUUCAGCCCAGACUGUGUUAUCUCUUCCACCAGAGCUUCCGCCUGAAAUUGAAACCAUUUUACAACAAUACUGCACUUUUACACAGGAGCAGAACAUAUCUGGUGAUUAUGAAAUCACUGCAAACGGCUCUCUGAGGCGGCAGUUAGUUUUCGAGGAGCACAGUGACAUGGAGCACGAUGACUCCGAGCAGACGGAUGACGAGAUCCACAUAGAACAACGUCCUCCAUCUAGAUUUGAGGCUCACACACCUGUCGCAUUUAGUCCUGACUUGAAUUGUGGUGUAGUGACAAAAGGUAUGAAACGGACAUUCGGCACGCCUCUACACAAAGGGCGACGCGCCGGGAAUCCGUGCUACCGCAACAAGAUCCUCGAUGUGGUGGACUUUGGCGAGCCUUGCUUCAGCCCUAUAGAGUUUCGGACGCCGAAGCGCAACCAAACGUCUGCUACUUCGUCGUCCUUGACGUCUGCGUCGAUUUCUCCUGUUGCCAAGACUGUUUCUAGUGAUGAAGAGAAAAACAAUUUUACGUCACCAGAGUCCGAAGCUAUGGCGACAUGUCUCGAUUGCGCAGUUUCUUCAUCGGCCACCAAAGCGGAAGCCGCUUGCUUCUGUAACAUCGCUCCAAGUAAAUCCAUCGUCAAGCGGAGCGCUUCGCUCAAAGACUCGCCUCAUAGAAGCAGAAAAGGCUCGUUAUCGGAAAAACGCAGUCUAAGCAUGUCGAGCUUGAACAGAAGUCGCUCGGUUCAGAAAUUGGACUUCAGUAUGGAUAUGAGCAUUGAUGGCUCCCAACACAAUGUCUCUCAAGCGGAUUCAGAAAGCUCGCCCAAAGCUAAACAAGUGGCUUGGUCUAUAGAAGAAGUAGUGAAAACUAAAUCGGAAAUAGCGCAAUCACAUAAAAUACAGUCUUCCACUCAAAACUUUAGUGUUAAUACUUUACUAGAUGAAACACCCAUAAAGGGUAAACACAAAAAAAAUGUAUUAUCACAUGAGAUUAGUAAAAUUCGAGCUCCUAUGGGAUCGAGCCCUGGGCAUAUGUCUUUAGAUAGCAGCUUAGAUAAUUUAGACAUGCCUCUAGUUAUGGAAGAAAAGAAAAUAGACUUUAACAACAUUGAUCUCAAACUUUUGACUGAAAACGUUUCCCAAUUUGAAUACAAUUCUAAUGCAACGCGCGCGGGAGAGAGUUCUACGAGUUUCAAACGAGUCGAUAGCGGCUUUAAUGAGAACACAUUCUACGCUUCUAGUUAUUACGAAAGUGCCAUAAAACCCUCAGAGUUGACUGUAACGAAUUCGAAGAUUAAAACGACGGCUUUGAAGGAAAUAUCUAAUAUUAAUUGGAUGAGAGUCGAUAGCGGUUUCAAGGAUGAGACUUCAGAUAGUAUGCAAUUUUACUGUAACGACAGCUCCACCAAGAGAGAGUUCCGGUUUUCUCAAGCUAAACUACCGGAUAAGGAGAAUAUUGAGGAAUUUGAAAACUUCCUGAUCCAAACGCCGAGUAACAACGAAGCAAUAUCGAUGUCCGACAUAUUUACUGAUGACAUGACGUUCAAUUGCAAUUUUUCGUCAACACCAUCCAAAAAUAAGUCGCGCAAAGUUAAUAAUUAGUUUAAUUAAUCUUAGAGGUUAAUACAUAUUUUUAGGAAAUUAUGAUUUUUCGACGCAUUUAUUAGCUUUAGGUAUUGUCAGUGGGUGUGUACGCAAUUUAUUCUACUAAAUAAGUCUGGUGCGUAACAUUUUCCAUCGGGAACUUACCUAUAUUCUAAUAUUUGAAGGGUUCUCUUACAUCACUGUUUGUAAUCUUCAUCCCAUAUAUUCCGGGAGAAGUUGUCUAUGCCCGUCUCUCUGUAACCAUCUCUGCUCCAGUCAAGAUCGGUUGGUUGAAUCAGCCGUGCAAAAGCCGUUAAAUAGAAUAAACUCGCAACUAUACUGUGUUCGCUCUUGAUUAGUGUCGUGUAGGAAUGAGAUGUGCGGAACCACUGGUCGUACAAUUUUCAAAUGCCAUUACAUUUGCGGUACGUACACGUCUCAGUCACAUUUGUGUACAAAUAAAUUAUGCCUAACUCGAAGGGUUGAAUAUGGAUGUAAUAUUAUGUAAAAGUUGUUAGACCUCUUAUUAGGUGGUCAGACGAUAUCAAACGAGUCGCAAGAAGCCGCUGGAUUCAAGCGGCGCAAGAUUGACAUGUGGAAGUCCUGACAAAAAACCUACGUCCAACAGAGGACGUCCAUUCGUUAAAGAUGAUGGUGAUGCAGAAAUCCCGAUGGAAAACGUUUUUCCUUUUCAUGUGUGCAUGAAAAGGAAAAACUACUAAAAGGCUACGUACAAUUAUUUUUGAGAUUGUUAUAAAUUCCACCAUUAACAUUGACAAAAAUACUAAAAUAUAUCUAACUAGAUAAUGCCCACGACUUCGUCUGAUUUGAAUUUUCAAAAAUCUCGUGAGAACUCUUUAAUUUUCUGGGAUAAAGAGUGAAACUUCCGUCAAAAUCGGUUCUACUAAUGGGCCGUGAAAAGAUCCCACAUAGAUAGACAUACUUUCGCAUUUAAUUAUGGUAUGGAUUAUUAUUUACUCCUCUCUCUUCAAGAACUAUUAUUGUAAUUGUAUGUUAUGGCUGAUUCUAUUGUACACAAUCUAUAAAUGAAACUAAAUGAACAAGUUUUAAUCUUUUAUCCUUUUCCGUAGGUAGUGUUAUGAAAGGAAUAACAAUAGAUUUACACCUGUCAUAUUCGAUAAGUUUAGAACUAAUUCUAAAAUGAUAGUUUUAAAUGUAUUGUAAAAUGUAUUGCUAUCCUUUUCAUAAGGAAAAAAAGGAAGGAGGAAAAGGAUGGCAUUAUUUAGAUGUGUGAAUUUUGUUUAGAGAUUUGUAUAGAACAGACACUAUCUAUAUCUUUAUUUUAUUAUUUUUGGCAUUAUAAAGUACACUUCACUGUUUGUAUGAUAAGUAAAUUUUGAUUUGAAUCUACUUUUGUAGAUUUAUAUUUAAUGACGUUAAAUAGUUUAAUAAUAGUAACGUGACUUAACAAUAAUGCAUGAAAUUAUUUUUUGAGAUAUGUGUGUUUACUUAAUAGAUGUUUAAUCAAAUAAAAUAUUAAGACUGAACCUCUUA